GACAAUGUUUACUAUUAGAUAAACCAUUCCCCGCUAUCAUAUUCUAUCCAUGAACUCAGGGCCAUUCAUUUGAUUUUUACUGUGCCUAAGUUGUUUUUAAAGAAUUACCGAAGGCAAAAUUAAACGUGGAUGAGCAUCUAAAAGGAUGUCGUCUACAAGAGCCUUACUUGCCCAAGUAACUUACUAUACACGACGUUGAACAUGAGUCUCAUAAGUGUCAAAAAUGCUCAGAAUAUUCCAGCCAAACCGAUAUGGACAGAAUCUUCACCCCAAUUAAGCUCGAUUCCUGGCCAUAACGGUGAUCACUUAGGAACCGAGAGCUCGAUCCAACGGUUUUACGAAGAUCAAGACAACUACGGUUCAGAACAGGUCUGGAAUGAAUUUUCCUCGCCUGCUCUAGCAAAUCCAAAGAAAUUCAAAUAUGAAGGCGCAGCACUCCAAGUCUAUAAUAAAUGCGCAAAACGGAGUAACACACACCUUAAUCGCAAUCGCGGGGCCUUUAACCCAGUCCAGGAGUAUUACGCCUCACAGAUCAGAAUUCAAAGUCCACUGAUCCGGACAAACCUAGAAUCGACAUUUGCUAAAUUUGGGCUCACAUACAAUGGAGACAAUACCGCCUUUUCCUCGUGGCCACAUAAAGCACUAUUCUUUUCCCGAGAAAAGAUAGCAGAAGUUGCUCAGGACUCGCCCGAUGAAAAAACUCGCUUACAUUGUUCACUUCUUGGGACUGAGAUAGACGAGGCACUCCACGAUAUUUUCGAAGAGUUGAAAGACUUGCAGAGGACGAAAGAAAUAACGUACAAGCUUCUCUGGGCCCUUUUCCGACAAGGCUCAAUCUUCGCAAGUAGCGUAAAAGGCUCCUGGGGAGCAUUAAGAGUUACUGGAUUUGUCGCUGACGAUAUGAGAAGUACGUUAUCGACUGAGUGGAUCUGUUUCGAUGGGUUCAGAUACGGUACAUUGCAUUUCCAAGACACUAUCCAAGAGUUUCCAGGUCGUGUGUCAGUGAACGAGAUACCCGGCGUAACAUACUACGACCUUGGAUCAAACCCACAAAUGCGAGAUUACCUGCGAGAACGAGGAAGAAGGGUUCUCGAUUUCCAAGAUAUCCACUACGUCCAAUAUAAACCUAAUGUAUCCUUGAGAGGGACGGAACCAAGGGUGAAGUUUGAGACUAAAACUCGAAUUCCAGAGCCGGAGCGAGUCGUGAUAGACUCCUAUUUAUACCAAAGAUACGAAGGCAACACAACUGUCAAACUCCUUGAUCAAAAACAGGAAUUUAGAACUUUUGGUGUAAAGGACGACCUAGGAAUACGGCUAAAAGCUUCAACAAUGGGUGAGAAGGAUCGUCGCCCUACUAUAAUAGAGCAAGAGCAAAAUCGUCAGCAGAUACUGCAGAAUGAAGAGAAUCUUCUAUUACUUAAUCCACAACUGGAAGGACUUUCUCUAAAAACCGGACAAUGGGGGCUAUUCGAAGUAGACGAUAUCCACUCGAUUGAUUUCGAUCCGAAUAUCUUCAACCAUGUUAUUCAUAACAAAGGAACGAAAGAAUUGCUACAGACAUUAGUACAAUCUCACAAUGAAAACGAUUACAAUCCUGAUGAGUUUAUUGAGGGUAAAGGAUCAUCGCUACUUGUCCUUCUGACUGGCGAGCCGGGAACAGGGAAAACUCUGAUAGCAGAAAGCAUUGCUAGCCAUAUUCAACGACCACUUGUUCGGUUUGUCACGGCAGAAGGAAGUAUCAUCUCGUCAUUUGAAGGGAAAAGGGGCCAAGACGUUGGGUUUUCAGGCUUGUCUAAGAUUGCCAAAAUCGCAACCGAUUGGGAAGCUGUCAUGCUAUUCGAUAAUGUUAACUUGGAGGACGACGUGUUCCGAUACGCCUUCCUUCAACAGAUUGAAUACUUCAAAGGCAUCGUCGUUCUGACGUCAAACUCAUCUCUUUCCGACUACCCCGCUGUUAUAUCUCGAGCUCAAAUACACAUCAAGUUCGAUUCGCUCACGGCUGAAAUGCGAAAAGACAUAUGGGCAAGUUUCAACGACAGGCUUUCGGCCGACACUGAACGACUUUCCGAAUCUUCUUUAGAGAAGCUUAGUAUCUGGAAAAUGGAUGGCCGACAGAUUAGGAAUGCAAUGAAUACGACAGUCACAUGGUGUCGAAAGACGAAAGAGGUCUUCAAUUCAGACGCGGUCGAAAAUAUCAUAAAGCUAACCUGUCCAUCUGCUACGAAAGAGACUACAUCGAAAACUUCGCAAGAUCUUUUGGGUUGGGACGUGGAAGAUGAGCAAAAGUAGGGAGUCCCUUAAUCCCGGACUAGGUACUGAGUUGGUGGGAAGGUUUAGUUGUUAGAAGGGCCAUGCAAACUAUUUCAAUCACUGUCGUAAUCUUUUUUGGGAAAGGUUGUAUUCGGGUGUUAUUAGGUACUAGGUACCUAGUAGGUACCAGUCAUCUACUAUGUUUUUUUCUUUCUGGUUUUAUGAUCAUGAAGGGAGAUUGGAUAUAGAAAGGAUAUCGGCGAGUAUGCAAUUCUCGAACACGUCUUGAAAUUUAAUGACAUUAUGACCCAUUUAUGCCACUAGAACAUGAGAUAUUGAAGAAGCAAGUGAAAAAUCUACAGUAA
Molecule: messenger RNA, 2615 nt
Organism: Annulohypoxylon maeteangense
Lineage: Eukaryota; Fungi; Ascomycota; Sordariomycetes; Xylariales; Hypoxylaceae
Product: P-loop containing nucleoside triphosphate hydrolase protein
Exons: 10
Coding region: 202-2289 (695 amino acids)
Molecular function (GO): ATP hydrolysis activity; ATP binding
Source: RefSeq, a predicted model, not a curated record